Messenger RNA from Myotis myotis, 1706 nucleotides. RefSeq names its product proline rich 3 (gene PRR3). Bases 131 to 685 code for a protein of 184 amino acids. Gene Ontology annotation, molecular function: metal ion binding; RNA binding. NCBI's taxonomy places the organism in Eukaryota, Metazoa, Chordata, Mammalia, Chiroptera, Vespertilionidae. The record is from RefSeq and is a predicted model, not a curated record. The transcript has 4 exons.
GGCGGCGGCGCGGGGAGGGUGACGUGAGAAACCGCACAAAGGCUCCCGCCGCCUCCCGGAAACUCCACGGGGCGCCGCCGCCCCGGAAGCGGAAACAGAAGCCCGCGCUCCCGGCCCCGCCGCCGUCACGAUGCCGAAACGGAAGAAGCCGACUCUGCUGCCGCCGCCGCCCCAGGUGCCAAAGCGGGAGGAGGCGGGGGACGAAGGCGACGGGCGGCCUGCGGGACCACCCAGCCUUCUGGGCCCUCCCCCCAUGGCCAAUGGAAAGCCUGGUGACCCCAAGUCAGCUCUUCGCAGAGGUCCCCCGGGAUCAAGGGGACUGAUGAUUCCACCACUGCUGAGCCUCCCGCCUCCUCCCCGCAGCAGAGGCCCAGUGUGGGGCGGCUUCGGCCCCAGGUCUCGCCCAUAUGGUCGCGGUUGGUGGGGGGUCAGUGCUGAGCCUCCUUUUCCUGGGCCAGACCUAGGUAGUCCCCCCAGGGGAGGCUUUCACGAAGAACAGAGACAUCCGCGAAGGCUCAAAAGCUGGUCGCUUGUCAAGAAGACCUGCCCCCUCGAGGAUGAACCCCAGGCCAUGGAAGACAAAUCUAACCGCCCAGUCUGCCGACACUUUGCCAAAAAAGGACACUGUCGCUAUGAGGACCUCUGUGCCUUCUACCACCCAGGCGUCAACGGACCUCCUCUGUGAGCCUGCCUUCCCAGCGGAGCUGGAGGGAGCCCUCGGGACCUAGCGGCCAUGUAUUUCCCACCGCCCUCCGUCACCUCCCCCAUUUGGGGUUCAGAGUUGUUUCAUCACUGGGGUGAGGUGGGCACUCUUUCUGCUGAUCCAGCCUCCAGAGCCUCGCCUUCAGGCCCCCAUCUCUGCUCCCUCGGCUGCCUCCUGGGUCCUCUCCCCUCGCCACUGACUGCGGAGCAGGAGACACACUGGGUGCUGCCUCUUGUGCGUCUGUCCAGCAGCCGGCUGCUGCCUGCUGCCCUCGAGUCCUGAGCCUGGAGCAGUUUCCUCCCACCCCUCUGGCUGCUUGUCUCAAGUCCCCCAUGUGCGAACCCUGCCCCCUGUUGGCAGCCGCUCUGAGGAACUCCCAGGUUGUCUGGCCUCGGGUCAAGUUUGGAUGACAGUCCCUCCUGAAAGGCCACUCGCCUGCUCUUGGAUCCCGUAGUUUCGCCGUCAGUUGCGUGGCUGUGAUCGCUGUGCUUGGUGAACACGCACCCCCGGAGCCUUUCUCAGUGUCCGUGGCCUGUCUGUGGCUUCUCCACACUAGAGUUUCUGCCAAAACCAGUGAGGCUCCUGGUGCCUCUCGGCUCCCCCCACCCCAACAGGGAGCACCGGGAACUCCCCGCGAGGCUGCCUCCUGGCCCCCAGUUCCUCUGGGCCCCUUUUUCCGGGUCUGACCCGGGCCCAGGAGGUGUGCGCUAAGCCUCUGGUGCUCCUUAGCCCAGUCCCUGGAGGCCACAGGCCUUCGUGUGAAUUCUGUGAUCUCCACCUGGACAGUCCUGCCGCCCUCUCCCCACCUUCGUCGCUGCUGCUGGUUGUUUUCUGUGAAAACGGCAUGAGUGGACCCAGUCUUGAACUGGCCCUGAGGACGGGUCAGGAGUUGUGUGGACAAAAGGGAGGGUGAGAACGGUUGGAGAACUGAAAAUGAAUUUUGUUUCAUUUUAACGUUUUUUACAUUAGUAAUAAAUGCCGUGGAAACAAGCCUCUUCCUGAA